Messenger RNA from Homarus americanus (American lobster), 718 nucleotides. RefSeq names its product 40S ribosomal protein S5. The record is from RefSeq and is a predicted model, not a curated record. The transcript has 6 exons. Gene Ontology annotation, cellular component: ribosome; cytosolic small ribosomal subunit. Gene Ontology annotation, biological process: translation; ribosomal small subunit assembly. NCBI's taxonomy places the organism in Eukaryota, Metazoa, Arthropoda, Malacostraca, Decapoda, Nephropidae. The coding region runs from base 50 to 694 and encodes 214 amino acids. Gene Ontology annotation, molecular function: structural constituent of ribosome; mRNA binding; rRNA binding.
AAAUCCAUAACCUUAAUGUCGUCUUUCUGGUCCUGUGUCCACACACGAGAUGGCGGAUUUUGAGGACGGGACAGAGGAGGUUACGACCAUUCAAGCGACAGUGGUCGAGGCCCCUGAGCUGCCAGAGAUCAAACUCUUCGGGAAAUGGUCACUUGAUGAUGUGCAGCUCAGUGACAUGUCCCUCCAGGACUAUAUUGCUGUUAAGAAAUACCAUGCCAAGUACCUGCCCCACUCUGCUGGCCGGUAUGCUGCCAAACGUUUCCGCAAGGCCCAAUGCCCCAUUGUUGAACGUCUCACCAACUCCCUCAUGAUGCACGGACGUAAUAAUGGCAAGAAGCUCUUGGCUGUUCGUAUUGUGAAGCAUUCUUUCGAGAUCAUUCAUCUCCUUACUGGCGAGAACCCAGUACAGGUUGUAGUUAAUGCCAUCAUCAACUCGGGGCCCCGUGAGGACUCUACUCGUAUUGGUCGUGCUGGUACAGUGAGGAGGCAGGCUGUGGAUGUGUCCCCUCUUCGUCGUGUCAACCAGGCUAUCUGGCUGCUGACCACGGGUGCCCGCGAGGCAGCGUUCCGUAACAUUAAGACCAUUGCCGAGUGCCUCGCUGAUGAGCUGAUCAAUGCUGCCAAGGGAUCUUCUAACAGCUAUGCCAUCAAGAAGAAGGAUGAGCUGGAACGUGUUGCCAAGUCCAACCGUUAAAGUGAAAAUAAAUAUUGUACUAGC